This is a messenger RNA of Mucor mucedo, 639 nucleotides long. RefSeq lists its product as uncharacterized. Bases 1 to 639 code for a protein of 212 amino acids. The record is from RefSeq and is a predicted model, not a curated record. The transcript is spliced from 6 exons. NCBI's taxonomy places the organism in Eukaryota, Fungi, Mucoromycota, Mucoromycetes, Mucorales, Mucoraceae.
AUGAUCUCACUUCUGAAAUUUGUCUGCUUACUGUCAGUAUUACAGAUUAUACAAGCCUAUUGCGUAUAUAAUAGAUUGUCCAACUCGACCGUCCUUCCAUCCUUUAUCAAUGUUUAUGCGGUGAAUAGAACCUUAAACUUUCAUAUUAAUAUCGCAGCAUCAAAUAGCAGCUUCAAGGCUACACUAAUUGGCUACGACUCCAAAGCGUGCUGUCCCUUUUCAGAAAGAACCUGCAAUCCUUAUGGCUCACUUGUUUAUCCCAUUUUACUGAAUUUUGAGUUAUCUUUUGAUGGGAAAGUAACUCCUAUAAAGCCUGGAGCAGCUUGCGAUGCAGGAGGUGGUCUUGCAUUUUAUGGCACUCAGAAGAGUUUUUACGCUGAAUGUACAAGUCCUAAUGGAACGGUCUCUCCAGUUUCUAUAUUGAAUUUAGAGGUCUAUAAUGCCAUCGGUACAAAGAACAUUGUAGUCAUUGACAAAUCAAUUACCUCAUUUAGUGAAAACGAUGUUUACAACACCCCAGUCAUAUCAGCCGCUUUCCAUAAUAAAACAUUCUGUAACUACAAUAAAUACAAUAGACAAAUGACAGCUAUGUCUUGUUCACAGACACACAAAAAUGGUCAUGAAUACAUGAAGCAUUAG